Molecule: messenger RNA, 420 nt
Organism: Dibothriocephalus latus
Lineage: Eukaryota; Metazoa; Platyhelminthes; Cestoda; Diphyllobothriidea; Diphyllobothriidae
Source: the annotation of a GenBank genome assembly
CCAUUCUACCUCCUCCUUCUCCUUCCCGCUCUCCUUGUUACCAUCCAUCCCUGUUCGCCUACCCCUUCUUGCGACAUUACUUUUCCGUUCUUUCUCUUUCUCCUCUUACUUCUCCCUCCCACGCCCGUUUCCAUCCCUCUCGUCAUACAUCUCCUCCUCUUCCUCGUUCUUCUUCUUCUUCUUCUUCUUCUUCUUCUUCUUCUUCUCCCACUUCUUACUCUUUACACUCUGUUCUCGCUCUUCUUACCCACCCUCUACAUUCUCCAGCUCCUCAUAAGUUCACUCGUUCUCAUUCUCUUUCUGCCUUCCACUCAGGCUCACUUUCAAUUGCUCAUUUCUUCUCAUCCAUCUUUCCCCUCUCCUUCCUAUCAAUUUCACCCCUAUCGUGAAACGGCAGGCCAGUUGUCAGCAGUCCACUAG